Epinephelus lanceolatus (giant grouper) is the source of this 4113-nucleotide messenger RNA. It is a transcript of the gene pla2g3, whose product is annotated as phospholipase A2 group III. NCBI's taxonomy places the organism in Eukaryota, Metazoa, Chordata, Actinopteri, Perciformes, Serranidae. Gene Ontology annotation, biological process: arachidonate secretion; phospholipid metabolic process. The record is from RefSeq and is a predicted model, not a curated record. Gene Ontology annotation, molecular function: A2-type glycerophospholipase activity.
CUCCUCCCCCCCCUUUCUCAUUUAAAACCGACCUGGCGCGUGUCACUCUGUCAGUGAGUGGAGGAAUAAUUUAGAUUUAAGCUCCAACAGCCUCUAAAGCUUCUCUCUCAUUCAGCCACUUGUCUCCGACGCGCCACCAUGACGCACAUCGCUCCUCUUCUCACUGUCAUUUUAACAUCAUCACUCCUGAGCUGGACACAAGCCUCGAUCCUCUGCACCUGGACUAAAGCUCUGCCUAACAAAGAAAUACACUACAGUUUCCUCUGGAGCGACCCCCGGCAGGCCUCUCCAUCCCUGCGGCUCUACCACAGCGCAUGGUCCGGGGAGCGCGCACUGCUCAGCUGCGCGUGGAGCGACGACGCAGCAGUGAUCCAGAACUAUUUCUCUCUGUGCCGCGAGCAAACACACAAGUUCUCCGAUCAUCCAGAUGAAUAUCUCGAUGUGGACUCCAUGUUGGAGGCAGAGGAUCGGUGCGUCUCUGUGGCCUCUCCAGGGGUCGAGGAGCCCCGGGAUCGCGCAGGGAAGAGGGCAGUGAGGAGCGUCGGUGGUCACACCGAGACUGAGGAUCAGCAAGGUCACGCUGAGAGGUCAGAGGUCAGGAGCCAUCAGCGCGUGAAGCGCGGGUUCAUUGUGCCAGGGACUCUCUGGUGCGGCUCUGGCAACAAGGCACCUUCAUAUGAAGAUUUGGGAGUUUUUACAGACACUGACGGCUGCUGCCGUGAACACGACCAGUGCAAACACACCAUCCUGUCCUUUCACUCCGAGUUUGGCGUCUUCAAUAGCAACAUCUUCACCAUGUCUCACUGUGACUGUGACAACAAGUUUCGUAACUGUCUGAUGGAGGCCAACGACAGCAUAGCUGACGUAGUGGGAUACACCUUCUUCAACCUGCUGAAGAUGCACUGCUUUGAGUUCUCCCACAGACUCCAGUGUACACAGAGGAACUGGUUUGGCAUGUGUAAAGAGACUAAAAUGGCUCUCUACGCUGAGGUCCGUCCGCCCACGCUGUACGAGUCUCCCAAUCCAACAGAGGUCAGCAUGAACAGCUCCAUCACAAACACCACCACACCCACAGAGCUACUGGAGAGCAGCAAGUCAGACUCCAUCACUGCCGCAGCAUCCACAGUCCCCACUCCUUUAACCAGUUCCCCAUCUACCUUCCUCACCAUCCCCUCCGUCACCAACGUGACAAACUCCACAGGAUCAGCACCUGAGAGCACAGGCAACCUGGAGAACACGUUACAAACCAAAAAACAAACUGAGCAGGGUGUCACAGAGAAGCAGCUGUCAUGUGCCAUCUACAAAGAUCUGGAUGAGUGCAGAGACAAGAUCCUUCCCCAGCAGAAGAGAUACGGCCUCCACAACCCAGAGGCCAAGACGCUGUACCACUGCAACUGUACCACCAGGUUAUUCCAGACUUUGGCUGAGCAGAGACAACUGACCGAAGUACAGGCUUUCCUGCUGGGAUAUGUGUCUCAGUCGUGUUUCCUGCCACAGGACUGCACAGUGGGAAAUAUCUGUACAGCAGCUCUGGUGAGAGCAGAUCUUCCUCAGCUGGAGCAGAGCAGCAGAGCUGACAUGGAGGAGCAGCGCCAUCUACAGGCCAUCAAACUGAAGGUCAGGAGGCCAAACAACAGGAGAGCCAAGAGGAAAGACAGAGCUGUCAGACUCCACAAACUGUGUCUCAGGAUGGUCCGGCCCAAACUCAGCCAGAACAAGAGCAGGACACACAAGCGGGAUCGGCCAGCUGUAAGAGGAAGAGCGCUCGUCUGAGUGUGAAUACUAUGGAGGCUCAAAGUGGUCAAUAUUACAGAGACUAUUUCAGGUCAUUUUCUUUUUGUUCCAGCACUUUCUAUGUCAGAUUUUCCCUCCUUCAAAAUCUGUUUUUAUCUCACAACAUCUUUUUUUUCCAAAGGACAAUAUGUUCAAAUAGAAAACCCAAAAACAAACUUAAGAUUAUAAAUUAAAUAAACAUAAACUGCUGGGUUAUCAUAAAAAACACCAGCAAUAAACUCAGUGAAAAGAGUCAUAAUAAUGAGCUGAGUUUUAAAACAUCUUGAAACAUGUCUUUAUCUGCAUGUAUUUUUUGAUGUAAUAGUGACCACUUUGGGUCCCCAUUAAAAACUGUAGUACUCUGUAUCCCAGAGAUGGGGGCUCGAGUCACAUGACUUGGACAUGAGUCAGACUUGAGUCACAAAUUUGAUGACUUUAGACUUAAAUUCACAAAAAAGGACUUGCAACUUGACUUGGACUUUAACACCAAUGACUCGUGACCUCACUUGCACUUGAGCCUUUUGACUUACAAAUACACGAUACCCUCUCCUAAGCCCCAAAGAUGAAAAAGCAUGUUCAUUUCUGGAAUUAAUUAAAUAACAUGAACACUAUUCGGUCCGACAUUAUCCAGUCAAGUUGCAGGAGAGAACUGUGAAGAACUUUCGUUACAUAACUGAAGGCCUGUAGGAAAACAUUAUACCAAAGAUAAUUUCAUUCACGUCCAAAAACUAGUCGGUGGUCAACAGAAAACAAAUUGCAGUUUGCAAAGCAUGCGGGUUUAAAGUUACUGAUGGAGAUGCAACGACUUCCAACUAACUACAACUUUUAUAAAACAAUCGUUUUGUAUUAUAACUCCGUAAUUGAAAUAGUAUGACGUUUGGUAAGGCGUGCGUAACUCAAAGUUUAUGACUUAGGACUUGACUCCGGGCUUGUCUGUCUUGACUUGGGACUUGUGAACAAAAACUUGAGAGUUAAUUGUGAUUUGCAAAACAACGACUUGGUCCCACUUCUGGUUUAUAGAGUUCCCCAGGGAUUCCUGAGGACUCAUUCCUGGGAUGCUCUAUUCAUAUUGUCUACAUCAGAAAUGUAGUGGAACUCAGUUUUGACCAAAUUAUUAUCCAUAUUUUUUGGAUAAAGACAAAAGGAAACUUUUCCUGAAGUAUAACAAACCCUUUUCACAGCAGAUGUUUUGACGAGUCAUAGAAGCAACAGCACAGGUAUGACAGGCAUCGUUAAAGUAAUUAGUUACGCCUGUGCUUCCACAUUAGCAUGGCUCUAGUGAUGGUCGUUGGCCUGUCUGUCCAGACUGAAAUAUUUACAAUUGGAUUGAUUGUCAUGAUAUUUAAUCCAGACAAUCAUGUUCCACUUACGAUAAACUGUAACAAAUUUAGUCCCUUAAAUUUCAAAAUGUCUGCCUUGACAAGGGUCUAUUGAGUUUGAUAUUGGUGGCACUUUUCUCUGAGAUAAUGACUGACAGGAGGUAAUUUACCUGCGUUUUAAUGCACCUCUGCAUCAGUAGUCUCCGCUCUGAUUAAACCCUACGAGUCACUGUUAUUGAGGUUUCAGUAAUCAGUGUGGAUGUAAAUAUUUGUGUUGUAUCAGUUGUAGAUAGUUACGAAUUAUGGUAUUAGCUCAGCUGAGUUAAAAUAAAUAAAUGUAAAUAUCUGUAUAUAAUGUGAAAUAUUUGGUUUAUGACGUGAGAAGGAAUGACUGAUUACAUUUAAAGGAAUAGUUUGACAUUUUGGGAUUUUGGUUUCUUGCUGAGAGUGAGAUGAUCAGGAUUAUGUCUGAUGUCUGUAUGGUAAAUGUAAAGCUAGCCGGUUAGCCUAGCUUAGCAUAAAGACUGUAAAAAAUCAAACCACCAGCCCAGCUUGAAAACAGCAAAUUGUUGUUUUUACUCUGUUUUUAUGUACGGAUUAUGUUGAUGUCUGUACAGAAUCCAUCCAGUUAGCCUAGCUUAGCAUAAAGACAAGGCCAAACAUCAAUCCUGGCUUGUAAGACAGCAAAUUUGUUGUUUUUACCCUGUUUUUAUGUACAGAUUAUGUCUGAUGUCUGUAUGAUAAAUGUUAAGCUAUCAGGUUAGCCUAGCUUAGCAUAAAGACUGUAAAUGAGCAAACCACUGCCAGCCCAGCUUGUAAAACAGAAAAAUGUUGUUUUUACCCACCGGUUUUUGUAUGAAUUAUGUCUGACAUCUGUAUAGGUAAUAUGAAUCCACCCAGUUAGCCUAGUUUAGCAUAAAUACUGUAAACAAGACCAAACAUCAACACUGGCUUGUGAAAUUUGUUGUUUUUACUCUUUGUUUUGGAUUAUGUCUAAUGUCUAUAUGUCAAAUAUAAAAAA